CGCGCCGCACAAAAACGAAACACAAACAAAACCGUUUGCGCGGUGGUGCAACACCAAACAACGCUGAUGCAGCAAUCUGUGUGGCGGGGAUCAUCGCGGCUGCUGCGAUCAGCACACCGCUGCCGGCUGCCGAGGGUUCACCCUGCACAGUACCGCUCCGUACACAGGCUCAUCCAGAACGCUGGCGAUGACAACAUCAGGAUAGCGGAGAUGAUCGGCUGGUACCGCGAGCGCGGGCACAUGGUGGCAUCCCUGGAUCCAUUGGGGCGUGUGGAGCGAGGCGUGUGGCAGCACGAGACUCCAGGGUUGGCCGAGCCACCCUCGCCAGACAUGGUCGAGAGUCUGCUCCUCUGGUUGAUUGAGCGCUACCCGUGGGACUCGUCAGCAGCCGUCAGGGGCAAUUGGCUGUGCGGGAUGCUGGGCCUCCGGGCAGAUCUCGCAGACAAGAGCAUGCCCAUGCCCAUGCUGCAUGCAAAAGUGGAAGGGAAGCCAAUGUGGAAGAUCCACGAGCUGUUUGAGCACCUCACAAACUCUUACGCAGGCACCCUGUCCUGCCAGUUCACGCAUCUGAACAUGGAGCAACAGAACUGGAUCAUGGACAAGAUGGAGAACCGCUUCGUCAUGUCAGGCACUUACCGCAGGGGGAUCUUGUACGACCUGCUGCACACGCAUCUGUUUGAAACAUUCCUGGGAGCCAACUUCCCCUCGUCCAAGCGAUUCGGCAUCGAGGGCUGCGAGUCGUUCAUUCCGGGGAUGGAGACGGUGAUUCGACGCAGCAGUGAGCUCGGCGUCAGUGACAUCUUCAUUGGCAUGGCACACCGGGGCCGACUUGCUGUUCUCCACACGAUCAUGGGUAAGGCCAUGGGCGCCAUCUGCUGCGAGAUGAAGGAGCGUCACUCUCCGUUCCACGUCGGCGACGUCAAGUACCAUCUCGGCUUGCAAAGCGUGUUUGCUUACAAUCGUACCAAUCGCAAGCGCGUGGAUCUCGCAAACUUUCCCGUUGACCGACUGCAUGAAAUCCAAUCCAUCAACCUCCACCUCUGUCCAAACCCAAGCCAUCUUGAGGCCGUCAAUCCAGUUGUUCUUGGCAUCACCCACGCCAAGCAGAAUCUCGCACGUGACGAGCGACGGAAGUGCAUUAUGCCGCUGCUCAUCCACGGCGACGCCUCGUUCAGCGGUCUCGGCAUCGUCCACGAGACGUUGCAACUGUCGCUGCUGCAGGGGUACUCUGUUGGUGGGACUGUCCAUCUCGUCAUCAACAACCAGAUUGGCUACACGACCACCCCUGGACAGGCCCGCUCGAGCGUGCACGCAACCGAUCUCGCAAAGACGGCGCAAGGGCCCAUCUUCAGGGCGAAUGCAAACGACCCUGAGGCUGUGUGCGAGGCGUGCAUGCUCGCUGCGGAGUUCAGGGCAGAGUUUGGACGCGAUGUUGUUGUUGACAUUGUUGGGUACCGGCGCCACGGCCACAACGAGCUUGACGAUCCAACGUCCACCCAGCCCAUCACCUACGACCUUGCAUCGCACACGCCGAGCGUCUUCGAUGUCUAUCACAAACGGUGUGUGGAGGAUCACGUCGUCACACCGGAGCGUCUCGAGUCCUGGAAACAAAACUUUCUGCACAAGUUUCAGCGGGAGCACGAGCUCGCCCUCACAGGCGAAUACGAACAGACACCGAUGGAUUUCGUUGCCGACACAUUCAAGAACACGGGUGUUGUUGAGGAGAGGCGAACGGCGCAAGAGUCCACAGGGCUGCCCAUCGAAUCUUUGCAGUUCAUUGCGAACAACGCGUGUGAUCUGAGCAAUGUUGAGUUCCACCUGCAUCCGCUGGUGAAACAGCUGAUGCGCAAACGCCUCAGCAUGGUCGAGAACGCAAGCAGCAGGGUUGAUUGGGGGAUGGCGGAGAUGCUUGCGUUUGGAUCGUUGACGCUGCAUGAGGAUGUUGGGCCGCUCGCCAUGAACCCAGACAUCAGCGUGUCUCCUCUCCACUACAACCACUUCCGUGUGCGCUUGAGCGGGCAAGACUCUGAGCGUGGGACAUUCAACCAGCGACACGCAGCCAUUUACGACAGGGAAACAGCACAGAGAUAUGUCCCGCUGGCGAACAUUGUUCCUGGCGGCCAGGACGAGUUUGAGGUGUGGAAUUCGCCGCUGAACGAGGGCGGUGUGCUUGGAUUUGAAUACGGCGCAUCGCUUGGAUAUGAGAACAAUGCGCUUGUGCUGUGGGAGGCGCAGUUUGGGGAUUUUGCCAACAACGCGCAAACCAUCAUUGACCAAUUUAUUGCCUCUGGCGAAGAGCGAUGGAACCAAAACUCGCGUCUUGUUCUGCUGCUGCCUCAUGGUUAUGACGGACAGGGCCCUGACCACAGCAGUGGGCGGCUGGAGCGAUUUCUUCAGCUGAUGAACGACGACCCGGACUAUCUUCCCGGUCGCGAUCCAAACUCGCGCAAGUUGAUUGAGCAGACCGUGGAGGCGCUCGGGUCCGACGAGUACAUCUCCAAGGAGCGUGUGAUUGAGCUGCUGUACCAGUGCGUUGAAGACCCGGCAGAACGCAUCGAGACCAUGUGGCUGGAGAUGUGCAUCAACCCGGGCGAGGACCGCAUUCCAAGGUCCACGUGGGAGCGGUUCAUGACGUCAUUUCUCCGUCGCCACGCCGAGCGCACCGCCAACAUGAUUGUGCUCAACUGCAGCACGCCAGCACAGUACUUCCACGCACUCCGGCGGCAAGCCAACCUGCCCUACCACAAGCCCAUGGUCAUCAUGGCACCAAAGUUCCUCUUGCAUCACAAGCCGUGCACAUCAGCGCUGUCUGACUUUACGCCCGGCACCUUUUUCAACCGUGUUAUCACGGACCUCAAAGAUGCCGACAACACGCGUCAUCUGAGCCACCACCCCACCACUGGCGAGCGCUAUCUUGUGGACAACGAAUAUGUGCGAAGGGUGAUCUUGUGCAGUGGGCAAAUCUACUACAAGCUGUCACAGCAGCGACGCAAGCACAAGAUCCGUGACAUUGCGCUCGUUCGCUUGGAGCAGAUUGCCCCCUUUCCCCACGACCGCAUCAUCGAGGCCAUUUCCUUGUUCCCCAAUGCUGAGGUGGUGUGGUGCCAGGAGGAGCCCAAGAACAUGGGUGCGUGGUUCUACGUGCAGCCACGCCUCAUGACAGCGCUGAAGGAACACUACCUUUCCAGGGGCAUGGAUGUUGUUCGACCCCGCUACAUCGGCCGGCCCGUGUCGGCUGCGACGGCAACGGCAUCCUUUGGGAUACAUCGUGACGAGGAGCAGGCCCUGCUCAUGGACGCAACCACCGUGGACGCAUAGAAACGAGAUGUGCCGGCGAGCGAGGGAAGAGGAGAAGGAGGAGGAGGAGGAGGGGUGGUGGUGUGAGGAGAGGGAUUGCUUGUGUGGUUGUGAUGAUGAUGAUGAUGAUGAUGCUCGUCGUGUGGUUGAUGAUGAUGACGGUCAAUCAAUAAACGAACGCAAUGUC
Molecule: messenger RNA, 3484 nt
Organism: Salpingoeca rosetta
Lineage: Eukaryota; Choanoflagellata; Craspedida; Salpingoecidae
Exons: 27
Coding region: 67-3318 (1083 amino acids)
Biological process (GO): tricarboxylic acid cycle
Cellular component (GO): mitochondrion; oxoglutarate dehydrogenase complex
Molecular function (GO): thiamine pyrophosphate binding; oxoglutarate dehydrogenase (succinyl-transferring) activity
Source: RefSeq, a predicted model, not a curated record